Drosophila albomicans is the source of this 1223-nucleotide messenger RNA. Its product is annotated as serine protease grass-like. The transcript has 6 exons. Gene Ontology annotation, molecular function: serine-type endopeptidase activity. The record is from RefSeq and is a predicted model, not a curated record. Lineage: Eukaryota; Metazoa; Arthropoda; Insecta; Diptera; Drosophilidae. Bases 39 to 1124 code for a protein of 361 amino acids. Gene Ontology annotation, biological process: proteolysis.
AGAUUAGCACUCAGUGCAUUUACGGAUCUCUAACUACAAUGUUCAAGCUCAGCGUUAUUUUCAUUCUUGUUUUUGGUUCAGCGAUCGCUUUUGCGCCUAUCGAUGUUGAAAGAAAUGCGGACGCAUUAUGCAUUAGAGGCGAUUCCAAACCGGGAUAUUGUGUACUCCUAAGACAAUGUUCGUUCAUUAAAAAUAUUCUUUCGGAAAUACGUCCUGGAAUUCCACCCACACCCACUAACAAAUUGUAUAUCCAAAAAUCAAAAUGUGGAUCAAGGCCAAAAAAUACGAGACAUGUGUGCUGUGAAGAAAAUGAAAAGAUUGACCAGGCAAUUCACGAUCUGUCAACAGAAGAUUGCGGAAGAUUUGAAACGGAUAAGAUAAUUGGUGGUAAAGAAAUUCAAUUAAUGUCCAGGCCCUGGAUGGCGCUUCUCAAUUUUAGAAACACAGAUGGAAAAAAUGCUUUCACAUGUGGCGGUACGCUGAUAAACAAACGUUACGUACUAACAGCUGCUCAUUGCUUCACAAAUCAAAAACUACUAUAUGUGCGUCUGGGAGAACACAACAUAAGCCAGCAAAUAGAUUGCAAAGGGAAUCGUUGUGCGCCAUCAGUUGAAGAUAUGGGCAUUGAACGCAUUUUUGUGCAUGAAAAGUACUCACAUGAAACUGGUCAUAAUGAUAUUGCUCUAGUGAAACUCUCCAAAGACGUAGAAUUCCGAGAAAGCAUUAUGCCCAUUUGCCUGCCAACGUCCGAGAUUCUUCAAAACAAAGUCAAGACUACGCAAAGAUUCCGUGUUACUGGGUGGGGUAAAACCGAAAACACUGAUUUCUCUGAUGUUCCAAUGGAAACCGGUGUAAAUCGGGUAGACCACUCAAUAUGCCAGAAUUCAUAUCAUAGAGAAAUAUCUUCAACUCAAAUAUGCACGGGAAGCGUUGGAAAGGACUCCUGCAAUGGUGAUUCGGGUGGACCACUGUCAUAUGUGGCUUAUUUGAAUGAUUAUCAACGGUUUGUACAGUAUGGAGUUGUGAGUUUUGGAUCACAGACAUGCGGUGACGGUCAUCCGGGUGUCUACACAAACGUUGGAAGUUACAUUCGCUGGAUCGCCUACAAGAUUGCCACCAAAUAAAUUGUACAAUCUGAUUAAUAUUUUAAAUGCAAUAUUGCAAUUCAAUUCAAUGACAGUAAAUAUGUACAUUGAUUAAUAAUAACAAAUAAUAAUUGUUCA